Molecule: messenger RNA, 3063 nt
Organism: Pseudomyrmex gracilis
Lineage: Eukaryota; Metazoa; Arthropoda; Insecta; Hymenoptera; Formicidae
Gene: Smurf
Product: E3 ubiquitin-protein ligase SMURF2
Exons: 12
Coding region: 137-2869 (910 amino acids)
Biological process (GO): negative regulation of BMP signaling pathway; ubiquitin-dependent protein catabolic process
Molecular function (GO): protein binding; ubiquitin protein ligase activity
Source: RefSeq, a predicted model, not a curated record
AGAAAAAGAGAAAUAGAGAACAGUGUGGAUUGGAGCACCGUCGCCGUCGUGCGUUCCUGAAAGGGAGCAACCUGUAGUUUAUUUAUCAAUAAAUAAGCGCAUAUGCGCGGUGCAAAGUGUUAAAUGCGUGUGCAAAAUGUCGAACCCCGGCGGUAGCAGGAGGAACGGGGCCAUGAAGAUUCGUUUGACGAUUCUAUGCGCCCGUAAUCUCGCCAGAAAAGAUUUAUUCCGCUUGCCUGAUCCUUUCGCUAAGAUAACUGUUGAUGGUUCAGGACAAUGUCACAGUACAGACACUUGCAAAGCUACUCUUGAUCCCAAAUGGAAUCAACACUACGAUUUAUACAUCGGAAAGAAUGACGGGAUCACCAUAUCCGUGUGGAAUUAUCGAAAGUUUCACAAAAAGCAGGGUGGCGGGUUUCUGGGAUGUGUGCGCAUAUUAUCAAACACCAUUCAAAGACUUAAGGAUACAGGAUAUCAACGAUUGGAUUUGUGCAAAGCCCAUUCGGACGAUACGGAUGUUGUGAAGGGACAGAUUGUGGUAUCCUUGAUGUCGAGAGAUGGCCACAAUGGUGCCGUGAGCAACACGGUCGGGCACAAUGCCGUGGUCGACGUUCUUGGCGAUCUCAGUUGUCCGAACGAUUUACCGGACGGCUGGGAAGAAAGGAGAACGGAAAGCGGUCGACUUUACUAUGUAAAUCAUCACACAAAAAGUUCGCAAUGGAUCCGUCCAAAUACCCGGCCUAGCAAUGCUAUUAUACCAACAACACCAGAACCACCGCCAGUGUUGUCGUCGGAACCAACGUGUCCAACGAGCAGUAGCGCGAGCUCGCCAAAUGUGAGAACCGAAGAGAGUCCGGCGCGCCACACGUCCGAUUGGAAUCCCGACGUGGUUCAAACGCCUAGCCGUGAUAAUAGCACGGUUAUUCAAAAUACUCCGAGAAACACGCCGCAACAACAGAAUCAACGAAAUCAGCAGAAUCAGCAAAACGUGAGAAACACAACGACGCCGACGACAUCGGCGAGAGAGAGACGCGUCGUCAGAGGAACGGACGAACAGAAUGGAAAUCAAAAUUUAAACGGCCGAGUGGAACGUGGCCUUAACAAUGGAAGUCAAACGCGAAGGCCUAAUCGAAACAGAAACAGAAAUAACAUUAUGCCAAGUAGCGAUAGACGCACCGAUCCCCCACAACCGUCCGACUUACCUCGCGGCUAUGAAAUGAGAAAAACUCACCAAGGCCAAGUAUACUUCUAUCACGUACCGACUGGAUCUUCGACCUGGCACGACCCGCGAAUACCGCGUGAUUUACAAGCUAACGAAUUGACCAACGAACUUGGUCCUCUUCCCAGCGGAUGGGAAAUGCGGCAAACACAAAGCGGACGAGUAUAUUUUGUAGAUCACAACAACAGGACAACGCAAUUUACCGACCCGAGAUUAUCCAGUCAAAUAAUAAGCAAUCUGUUGAACAGGAGACAAAAUAAUAAUAUGAACAGCCAAACUGCGAACAACGCGAACAAUUCGGUGACGAGCGAAAGCGCUGAAGACACUACGACUUCUUCACCGAUUGUUCAAUCCAAUACUACGCAGCAACUCACGAGAAAUGAAAAUGGAACUAACAAUAAUUCUUCAACUGUUGAAAACGCGUCACCUCAAAACGCUCAAACGGUGUCGGAAUUGCCUAAGGAGCUUAUGGACAACGAGCUUCUUCCAAAGUACAAACGCGAUUUAGUGGCAAAAUUGAAAUGCCUGCGAGCUGAACUGAACGCUCUUCAACCUCAGAGCGGACACUGCAGAUUGGAGGUGUCGAGAAAUGAAAUAUUUGAAGAAUCUUACAGAUUGAUUAUGAAAAUGCGUCCAAAAGACAUGCGCAAAAGACUCAUGGUGAAAUUUCGCGGCGAGGAAGGACUCGAUUAUGGGGGAGUAGCGCGCGAGUGGUUGUACUUGUUAUCCCACGAAAUGUUAAAUCCGCAAUACGGACUCUUUCAAUAUUCGAGGGAUGACAAUUACACGCUUCAAAUCAAUCCGGAUUCGGGUAUAAAUCCAGAACACUUGUCGUAUUUUCAUUUCGCUGGAAGAAUUAUAGGAAUUGCCGUUUUUCACGGUCAUCACAUCGAUGGUGGUUUUACAACUCCGUUUUAUAAAAUGUUACUUAACAAAGCUAUAACAUUGAGCGAUAUAGAAGGAGUCGAUCCCGAACUGCACAGAAGUCUUACGUGGAUGCUGGAAAAUAGCAUAGACGGUGUGUUGGACGCCACGUUUUCCGUGGAGCACAGCAGUUUCGGAGUGUUGAAGAAUCACGAAUUAAAACCGUUUGGCAAAGACAUAUUGGUAACGGAAGAGAACAAACGGGAAUACGUUCGUUUGUACGUCAAUUAUCGAUUUAUGCGCGGUAUCGAACAACAAUUUCUGGCGUUACAAAAAGGAUUUCACGAGCUGAUUCCUCCGAUAUUGCUAAGACCGUUUGACGAGCGUGAAUUGGAAUUGGUUAUCGGCGGUUUGGGCACCAUUGACAUAAACGAUUGGAAAAUGAACACGCGGCUUAAACACUGCACGCCCGACACGCCGGUUGUUCAAUGGUUCUGGCAAAUAGUUGAGUCGUACGGCGAAGAAAUGAGAGCGAGAUUGCUUCAGUUUGUUACCGGCAGCUCCAGAGUUCCCUUACAAGGAUUCAAGGCUUUGCAAGGAUCGACAGGAGCGGCGGGUCCACGGCUUUUCACUAUCCACGCUGUUGAUGCCCCGAGCGAAAACUUACCGAAAGCUCAUACGUGUUUCAAUAGAAUAGACAUACCGCAAAGUUACCCGAGUUAUCAAAAGAUGCUUGACAAACUUACACAAGCUGUUGAGGAAACUUGUGGUUUUGCCGUCGAAUAAAAUAUACGGUAUGUUCUUGCAGCUUUAGCACGAUCGUUUCUAAACGUUGCUAAUAAGGUUAGGCAAUCCCCCCCCCCCCCCCCAAAAAAAAAAACUCUCUAUAACAGAUAUAAAUGUUUGGUCAGAUUCUGUUGUUCAAAAACAAAAAACAAAAAAAAAAAAAAACAAAAAAACAAACAGAGAGUUUUAUAUAU